UAGAUAGUUCAUAUUUGACAUAAAGGGAACUCUAACUUAAUUUGUUCAUAAAAUUACGAGGAAAUGUCCAAAUUUACCUCAUAACAUUAUUAAUAUUAUGAGGUUUUAGAUCACUUCAACUAUAAACUUUGAUUGCCUAUGCGAAAUCUCAAUUUGCAUGCUCGUAUAGACCUAGUUUGUGGUAUUGCGAACCUGCUGGAUCAUUAAACACCCUGAUUUAAAAGGCCUUGUUUGCUAAAGAUAAGAUCAUGGUAACUAAAGAUGAUGUUUACACCUCUGGGGAUUAAAAAAAGCAAAAUGUCUCCCUUGACCUAUAAGAAAAUGGUGGAUUUACCACACUUCCCCUGCAAUCAAUUCAACCGAAUCUGAUAACUUUUCAUAGAUAUAAAUGUCUCUCUCAAGCUAGGCUCCUCAAUCAGGUCCAGCUUCUCUCUCAAGCUAGGCUCCUCAAUCAGGUCCAAAGCUGCAAAGUACAGCUGUUGAUCAAUGUCUCCCAUCUCAUCCGGUGCUCUAAUGCAAUUAGUUAUGCUUGCACUGGCCUUGAUGAAGAUGGAUUUUCAGGAUGAGAGGACUCACCAGCAGGAUUUGAACUUAAGCCUGGGUGGAGUUCAUUUUAUGGCGUCUAACAAUGAUUGCAGUGUGAGAGAAUACGACAUGGAGAGGUUUCAGCUUCUGAAUCACUUCCAGUUCUGUUGGCCAGUUAAUGAGGCUUGUAGAUUUUACUUGAUAGAAAGUUCCUUCGCUCUCGCAAUUGCCUUUUUCAUUAAUGGAGCCGUUAUUUCUGUAAGUGGUGCUGUUUGCAAUUCCUCAAAUUUAAAUCCAGAAGAUCAGUCAAAAUGCAAGGACUUGGACUUGAACCAGGCUUCUUUUCUGCUUAGACAUGUUUUGGGUAGUUGGACUUCAAAACUUUUUGCAAUUGCUUUGUUGGCAUCAGGUCAGAGUUCUACCAUAACAGGAACUUACGCAGGGCAGUAUGUCAUGCAGGGUUUCUUGAAUCUACGAUUGACACCAUGGAUAAGGAAUUUCCUAACUCGAUGCUUGGCAAUUGUCCCUAGCUUAAUUGUUGCACUCAUUGGUGGCUCUUCUGGGGCUGGAAAGCUAAUUAUUAUUGCAUCUAUGAUUCUAUCAUUUGAGCUUCCUUUUGCUCUCAUUCCACUCCUCAAGUUCACUAGUUGCCAAACCAAGAUGGGGAUGCACGCCAACUCAACUGUGAUUUCAGCUAUCACUUGGAUCAUUGGUUCCUUGAUCAUGGCAAUAAAUAUAUACUACCUUGCAACUGGCUUCAUCAAGAUUCUUCUUCAUGGCCAUUUAGAAGUGGUAGAAGUUGUUUUUCUUGGAAUAUUUGGAUUUUCAGCAAUGGCAUUGUAUUUGGCUGCAAUUGCAUACUUGGUGUUCCGUAAAAACAAGGAAGCUACUCAUCUUUUGGCACUAACGACACCGGAAAGUCGACAGAUGUCUAACGAGUUGGGCGAUACGCCAAUGCAUAACCUCCCAAGAGAAGACAUAGUACGGAUGCAGUUACCUCAAAGAAGGUCUACAGAAGAAGUGGUAGGUGACUGAAAUAGCAUUUAGAAUAGUAAAAUAAGAAGUUUUUGUAGCAGCAGCUGAAACCCAGUUUCUCUCUAAUGAAUAGAAGUUGAAAGACAUUCAAGAUCUAUAAAUGGAAGCUUUGUUUUAUUUUCUCAUUCA
Molecule: messenger RNA, 1689 nt
Organism: Manihot esculenta (cassava)
Lineage: Eukaryota; Viridiplantae; Streptophyta; Magnoliopsida; Malpighiales; Euphorbiaceae
Product: metal transporter Nramp1-like
Exons: 8
Coding region: 487-1560 (357 amino acids)
Biological process (GO): metal ion transport
Cellular component (GO): membrane
Molecular function (GO): manganese ion transmembrane transporter activity; cadmium ion transmembrane transporter activity
Source: RefSeq, a predicted model, not a curated record